UUUGGCUCUGGAUGAAGAAUGAGCGUCUUCUUCCAUUCUCUCAGCCUCACCGUUAGCAUGUCUGGACCAAUGAUGGAGAAGAGUCCAGUGUCCAGUCUCACGCUCAACCUCAUCACCUCUCACAACGACCUCCUGUCCCCGAAGAGCCGCCAGAUUUAUGCCCACACCGACCUGCAGAGCGCCAUGGGGCUGGUCAGUGCGGAGCUGGGCGGGGGCACCCCGUCCGAACACACCAACCCCAAGUGGUUGAAGGAAGGGCAGAACCAGCUGCGCAAAGCGGCCGAGCACGAGAAAGAGGACCAGAACUGCAACCCGGACCCGGAACAAGGCAACAAAGACUGGACCAACUGGAACCAAGAGAAGAGCAAUAGAUGCACCAAGCUGGAAGAACUGGAAGUAUCUGCGCUGAACUGCGUCAAUCGCAGCGGUGUCAUCAACGCAUCACCGCUGCUCAUCCAAGACGGAGAAGACGAGGAAGACGAUCUGACGCCGCCUCAGAGCGAGCUCACCGAUCCCGUCACCACGGAGACCUCUGAACAGAGCUCCGAGGUUCAGGAGAACGGCAAAGAGACGACCGACGGCCCCAGAGACACUGGACGCAGCGCAAGUCUGCUAUUCGGAAUGAGGAACACGGCCGGAAGUGACGAGGACUCCAGCUGGGCGACUCUGUCACAGGGCACCCCGUCCUAUGGGUCCCCGGAUGACACAGAUUGUUUCUGGCCGAGGAAUGCCAUGGACACAGACUCUGACCUUCCCUCCGGGUGGGUGAGGGUGCAGGACACUUCCGGAACAUACUACUGGCACGUCCCCACCGGGACCACACAAUGGGAGCCGCCAUCCGACCUCAACGGGGAGCCUAAGAUGUAUUCCCCCAGCACUGACCUCACCCCGACAGAGGAGGAAACAUCACAGGAGCAGUUGUCAGAUUACAAUGACUUAGAGGAGGUGACCUUCCACAUCCAUGAUCUCCACCUCAGCUCUGCAGACCAAGGAGAAGACCAGGAGUCUGUACAGAGCUCGGGGCCCGGGCCACAGACAUUUUCGGUACUUUCUCUCGGUUGGGUGGAAAUGACAGAGGAGGAUUUGGCUCCCGGAAGAAGCAGCGUCGCUGUAAACAGCUGCAUCAGACAGUUGUCACUCCACAACCAGAGCCUGACCCAGGGGAAGGACAUGCUGCUGGUCUUGGAUGAGGAUUCCCUGAAGCUCUACGACUCCGCCGGAGAGACUGUACUCCACUCUCAGCCUAUUGUCAGCAUCCGAGUGUGGGGAGUGGGACGGGAUGAUGGGAGAGAGAGGGACUUCGCUUACGUCGCCAGAGACAAACUGACACAGCUGCUGAAAUGUCACGUGUUCCGAUGUGAGGUCCCCGCCAAGGCCAUUGCCACUGGUCUGCAUGGGGUCUGCUCCCGCAUUAUGGCUGGGAGACGCGGCCCCCGGUCCCUGGAGGAUGGACUUUUCCUGGACCAGUCUAGAAUGGUGGACAUUCCUUUCCAAGUUGAGUUUCCAGCCCCCAAGAAUGAACUGGUACAGCACUUCCAAGUAUACUAUCUGGGGAACGUUCUUGUCAGCAAACCUGUGGGAAUGGAUUUGAUAAACAACACCCUGCAGACAGCACUCAACUCUGAUAGAGCCGGCUGGGUUCCUGUUACGGUGAAUGUGGCAUCAGCAACAGUUACAGUCUUACAUCAGCAGAGCGAGGAAACCCUCUGCGAGGCCCGCGUUCGUUUCCUGUCCUUUAUGGGUGUCGGACGCGACAUCCACACGUUCGCCUUCAUCAUGGCGGAGGCUCCAGGGAUAUUCGUGUGCCACAUGUUCUGGUGCGAACCCAAUGCGGCCCACCUGUCAGAGGCGGUACAGGGUGCCUGCAUGCUCCGCUAUCAGAAGUGCUUGGAUGCACGGCCUCAGAGCUCCUCCUGCCUACCCACUCCUCCUGCUGACUCCGUUGCUCGUCGGGUGGGCUCCUCUGUCCGCCGAGGGGUGCAGACACUACUUGGCUCCUUCAAAAACAAGCGCCCCGGUUACGCGACGUCUGACGUAGAAGCGGCUGUAGGAUUCGCAUCCACCGGCUUUGAUGAGACGGAUGCCUCUCGGAUCAUUCAGAAUUCAUUGCCGGAGCUACUGACUUGCGUUUGA
Messenger RNA from Nanorana parkeri, 2133 nucleotides. Its product is annotated as amyloid beta A4 precursor protein-binding family B member 1-like. Gene Ontology annotation, cellular component: nucleus; cytoplasm. Gene Ontology annotation, biological process: regulation of DNA-templated transcription. Lineage: Eukaryota; Metazoa; Chordata; Amphibia; Anura; Dicroglossidae. Gene Ontology annotation, molecular function: amyloid-beta binding; transcription factor binding. The record is from RefSeq and is a predicted model, not a curated record. The coding region runs from base 19 to 2133 and encodes 704 amino acids. The transcript has 15 exons.